Vigna unguiculata (cowpea) is the source of this 807-nucleotide messenger RNA. RefSeq lists its product as uncharacterized. The record is from RefSeq and is a predicted model, not a curated record. Gene Ontology annotation, cellular component: mitochondrial membrane. NCBI's taxonomy places the organism in Eukaryota, Viridiplantae, Streptophyta, Magnoliopsida, Fabales, Fabaceae.
UUUCUUUUCACUCAUCAUGUCACUCGGCUGAGAUUUCAGGCCAACAUUUGAAUUCUGUGACCAAUAAUAAUGACUACAGUCCAGAGCGAGGGGGCAGCAAAAGGAACUGCCAUAACUGAGAAAGCAUUCAAAAGAUGGGGCAGGAGAAGCCCAUUUUUGAGAUAUGGCCUUCCUAUGAUCUCUCUCACUGUCCUCGGCUCUCUAGGCCUUGCCCAACUCCUGCAAGGCAGCAAGGAUAUUGCAAGGGUGAAAGAUGAUCAAGAGUGGGAAAUCAUUGAAACAAGAAAAGCAUUGUCUAGGACAGGACCAGUGCAUGCGUACAAUCCAAAACAGAUUUCCUUGGACGAUGAGCUAAAGGCUUUGCAACAAAAGGUGGACAUUAACAGCUAUGAAUACAAGAAAAUUCCUAAACCAAAUGAAGGCAAUCAAGACUAGUGUUGAGUUGUGGAUUGGAAACAACUUUUGUCAGAAUUUCUCAUGUACCGUUCUGAAAAUAAACUUUUAUGGAGUCAAAAGCCAAUUUCAUCUUGCUAGUGAAGUUGGUAUUGCCCUUCAUCUUUAGUGUUUUGACUUUUGCUUACGACAUUAUGGGAGUUGAAGUUGAGGUAAAAUUUUGAAAUUUGUGUACCAAGGAUUUUCAAGUACGGUGCUGGGAAUAGCUAAAGGUACUCGCUUGGUUCUACUUUAAUAAGGGUGAAAAAGUGUAAAUGUUUCUUGUCAUGUUUUAGUUUGUCUUUUUUACCUAUCUUGCAGUGAUGCACAUUGGAUGUUAUAACGUUAAUCCUGAUGGAGCUACUUUUGCCGUCA